Linderina pennispora is the source of this 1128-nucleotide messenger RNA. RefSeq names its product Oxysterol-binding protein. NCBI's taxonomy places the organism in Eukaryota, Fungi, Kickxellomycota, Kickxellomycetes, Kickxellales, Kickxellaceae. Gene Ontology annotation, cellular component: membrane; cytosol; intracellular membrane-bounded organelle. Gene Ontology annotation, biological process: exocytosis; piecemeal microautophagy of the nucleus; endocytosis. Gene Ontology annotation, molecular function: sterol binding. The transcript has 3 exons. The annotation marks the transcript as partial. The record is from RefSeq and is a predicted model, not a curated record.
GCAAUCGGCAAGGAUCUGUCCAAGAUCUCUGUGCCUGUGUUCUUCAACGAGCCAUCGUCGUUCCUGCAGCGGUUUACCGAGGACAUGGAGUACUGCGAUCUACUGGAGAUCGCGACGCUUCUGCGGCGCAGCGAGGACCGCACGCUAUUUGUAGCUGGCUUCGCCAUGAGCAACUACGCGUCAACCUUUGGCCGCAUCGCCAAGCCGUUCAACCCGCUGCUGGGCGAGACAUUCGAGUACGUCAGGCGGGACAAAAAGUACCGCGCGCUGUCGGAGCAGGUCGAGCACCACCCGCCAAUCUCCGCGUGCUGGGUCGAGGGCAAGAACUACACGUACCAUGCCGACACGAACAUCCGCUCCAAGUUCAACGGCGGCUCGCUGACCGUGGUCCCGACGGGCGUGUGCCACGGGUACUUCACCGAGCACUACACGUGGGACAAGCUGACGACGAACGUGAACGGCAUCAUGAUUGCCAACUUCUGGAUCGAGCAUGUCGGCGACCUGAACGUGCGCAACCACCGCACCGGCGACCUGACAAAAAUCACCUUUAUGCAGUCCAACUGGAUGGGCAAGAACAAGUUCCGCGUGACUGGCGAGGCCCGUAACCGCCGGGGCUCCAUUGUCCACGAAAUCGCCGGCGACUGGACCUCCAAGCUGGUCGCCAAGCCUGUCGGCCACCGUGGAGACUCCGAGGCCACCGACAUCCCGCGCCCGGCACGCCCGUUCGUGCUCUGGAAGGCCAAUGCACGCGGCGAAAACGCCUACCACCUAACCAACUUUGCCGUGUCGCUCAAUGAUAAGCCCGCCGGGCUCGAGCCGUACCUGUGCCCGACCGACUCGCGCUUCCGCCCUGACCAGCGCGCGAUGGAGACCGGCGAAUACGAGCUCGCCGACCGUGAAAAGUCGCGCUUGGAGAAUAAGCAGCGUGCAACACGGCGGCGCCGCGAGCAAGGCGAGCUGAAGCCAUGGAAGCCACGCUGGUUCGUCAAGGACACUGACAAGGAUUCGGGCGAGUCCUACUGGCGCUUCACCGGCGAAUACUGGGCUGAGCGCGAGCGUGCCGCAAAGCACCAGACCAGUGGCCCGCCCAAGAUUGACGCAUGGGAGGACGUCGAGGAUAUCUUUUGA